CAGUGAUCGCAUCUGUCAGAUUACAGGACGGACUAUACAUACCCGGCUGCUGGAGGAUUGCUUGGUGAUCAUGACACUGGAGGACUCGGACAUCUGUGAUAAUCAGACCCACAAGAUGCACCCUGUCGCUUCUGCCGUGGAGCAGGUCCUGGACGUGGCCCAUAGUCGGGGCUCACUCACUGUUGGGGUGUAUGAAUCUGCCAAGUGUAUGGACCGAGACCCUGACAGUGUGGUACUGUGUCUUCUAGCAGCAGAUCCAGAAGUGGAUGAUGUGGCUUUAAACAUCCAUUUUACACUGAUACAGGCCUUCUGCCGUGACAAUGACAUUAACAUUUUACGAGUGUCCGGCUUACAACGCUUGUCAGAAAUCGUUGAGCCGAUGAUUGGACCAAGCUCAGAGCCCUUGGACCUUCACUGUAUUCUAAUUUCGAUUCAUCACAACAAUCCCUGGAAAUGUUCAAGUUUGGAUGAGGUCUUCAAUUACUGUGCUGAAUGCAGGUCCAGGAACCAGUGGAUUCCUUUUAUGUCACUAAUGGACCGGUGAUAUUACUCAGUCCAUUCCAUGCCCUUAACAUUGUGAACUUGACAUGUGCAAAAGUAGAGCGUACUGGCUGCGUGGAUUGUUCUCAAGCUGUGCCAUGCUUGGUGUUAUGGAAUCUUAAUGUCCAGUCAAUGGCAAAAAACUGACACUUAACUUGAUACUCUGAACAAUUUUUAUUUUGAAGUAAAGAAGCAGCUGGAUCUGCAAGCAGUUUUACCCAAUUUUACCAUGUAAAAAAACUAUACAAAAUUGAAUUUAUUUUAUACAUUAAAAAUUUGCAAGCUAUUUUUUGGGCAAGCCUUUUCGGCCACUAGUGGUGCCUUUGUGAUGGAUACAUUCCUUGGAUCUCGCCAUUUAACCUCAAAGUUGUUAACAGAUUAUUUUUAGUCUUACAUCUGAUUAGCAAUUGCCUCCUUUGGCACUGCUUUACAAACUGUUUAGACUGGAUACAUUUUUUGUAGGAAUGCAUUACACUGUUUUGCCAAAUUUCAAUUUUAAUGCAAAAAUGGAUGUAAGCCGCUUCCAUGUUUAAUUGCUCCAAUAAAUGUUUGCAAUUGUUUUUGA
Molecule: messenger RNA, 1105 nt
Organism: Rana temporaria (common frog)
Lineage: Eukaryota; Metazoa; Chordata; Amphibia; Anura; Ranidae
Gene: GADD45B
Product: growth arrest and DNA damage inducible beta
Exons: 4
Coding region: 71-544 (157 amino acids)
Biological process (GO): regulation of cell cycle
Cellular component (GO): cytoplasm; nucleus
Source: RefSeq, a predicted model, not a curated record